ACUGUUCCAAUUGAUAGCUGCAGUUGAUUUUCCAACGCAUUGGCGAAUGGUCUUUCGCCCUUUAACUUCCGUUUAAAGAUUAUCAUCGCUUGUUGUUGUUCAGUAGAGAUUUAUUUUCGAAUGAACUGUGGUGAUUAAGUGGCGCAAUUUAUAUAGCACGAGCAAUUUUACAUUUUUCUUGUACGCAGUACAACGUGCGUAUGAUAAGGUUAGGUUGGUUCUAAAACGAUGAAUAUGAUCUGUACGCGCGCUACUGGAUUGCUUUCCAGAUACCUAUAUCGCGGGGCUCAGCGUUGUUUAAGUAGCGACCAUGCGAUUUGGACACCGACAAAAACACAAAACAAAAUUACAAAUGAGAAUCACAUUGUCUGGCUUGAUAUGGAGAUGACAGGACUAGAGGUGGAAACAUGUCAUAUCAUGGAAGUUGCAUGCUUCACAACUGAUGAACAGUUAGAACUUGCAAGUGAUUACUUAAACAUCAUUAUACAUCAAUCGGAUAACGUUUUAGAGAAUAUGUCUGAUUGGUGUAAAGUACAACACAAAAAGAGCGGGUUAAUCGAUGAAUGUCGAUUGAGUAAGACUACAUUGGAGGAAGCGCAACAAAGGACAUUGAAUUUUUUGGAGAAUCAUGUUCCGAAAGGAAUUUGCCCCUUGGCUGGAAACUCAGUUUAUAUGGAUCGCUUAUUCCUGAAGAAAUAUAUGCCGUUGGUCGACAAUUACUUGCACUACAGGAUUAUCGAUAUUAGUACAAUUAAAGAUUUGGCUAGGAGAUGGCAACCAAGUAUAAGUAAAGCAGCUCCAAAAAAGCAACACUGUCACAGGGCCGAGCACGACAUAAAAGAUAGUCUAAAUGAGCUUCGUUAUUAUAGGAAAAAUUUAUUUGUAUCAUAA
Molecule: messenger RNA, 891 nt
Organism: Mycetomoellerius zeteki
Lineage: Eukaryota; Metazoa; Arthropoda; Insecta; Hymenoptera; Formicidae
Product: probable oligoribonuclease
Exons: 5
Coding region: 229-891 (220 amino acids)
Cellular component (GO): mitochondrion
Molecular function (GO): 3'-5'-RNA exonuclease activity; nucleic acid binding
Source: RefSeq, a predicted model, not a curated record